This is a messenger RNA of Trichoderma atroviride IMI 206040, 1818 nucleotides long. NCBI's taxonomy places the organism in Eukaryota, Fungi, Ascomycota, Sordariomycetes, Hypocreales, Hypocreaceae. The record is from RefSeq and is a predicted model, not a curated record.
GUUUGUUACGGUACUGCUCCAAAAUCUUACCUCAUUCAUUAUUUAACCCCACCUCUGACGGAACAGCCAGUAUUCUUAAACACAGAUUGAUAUACACAAUUUACAAGACCCAAAAGAAUAACCAUGUCUCGCCGCCUGCUUAUUGCCCGGCCAGGCCACAUCUAUCUCGCAACUUACAACUCCGCUUCUCCCAGCCUCACCAUCGAUCUCGACCUCCCCGUCGCUGGCAAUCCCUCCUGGUUCGCCGUCUCGCCUGCAGAUCCAAGUCUGUUAUACACCUUUGACGAAAAUACAGCAACAACGUUGCUCUAUAAACUUGACCUUGCGGCAAACUCUCUCACAAAGGUGGCUGAGCGAAAUGACGGCAGCGAGGGCGUCUGCCAUCUGGGCCUCGGCAAAGACGGCGCCAUCAUGGUUGGCAGCUCCUGGGCCUCUGGCACGAUGGACAUUUGGAACACGAGCAACGGCUCUUUGGAGUUUGUCAAGACGAUGCCGUCGAAAGAUGCCGUGCUCGACGCUGGAAGAGUGGCGCGUGCUCAUCAGGCCGUGCUUGAUCCCACGGGCCGCUGGUUUGUCGUCAAUGAUCUUGGCACGGACUCUCUCCUGGUGUUGGACUCGGCGGCGGCCGGUGUGCCGAUUGUGAACCGGGUCCGGGUGCCGGAUGGAUCAGGGCCUCGGCAUGGAGUGUUUUAUUCUUCUGGGGGAGGUGAUGAUGCACCGGCAACGCACUAUAUGCUUCUUUGCGAGAAGAGCAAUCGUGUUAUUGUGUUUGCUUUGGAGUAUGCGGAUGAGGGUAUUGGGUUUACGCCAUUGGGGAGCUAUUCGACGUUUAUGGAGGGUGAUGCCGAGUCUGAGAGGACGGCGGGUGCUGCGGCGGGGGAGAUUGCUCUUUCGAGGGAUGGGAGGCAUGUUUAUACGUCGAAUCGGCUGUUGAACUCUCCGACGGAGACGAUUGCUCACUUUCGGGUCCUUGAAGGUGAACAAGGGCCAUCGUUGGAGCUUGUGGGGGAGACGUCGACGGGAGGGAAACAUCCGCGCAUGUUUAGUGUGAGUAGAGACGGAGGUGAGCUGUUUGUGGGUAAUCAGGAGGGCGAGUGGGCAGUUGUGGUUUUGAAGAGGCGAGAUGAUGGGACGUUGGAAGAGGAGCCCGUGGCGGGGAUUAGGAUGCAUGAGCUUGUGAAGCCGGGGGGAGAUGAGAGAGGACCCAUGUUUGUGCUGGAGGUUGUGUAAGAAUAUGAUUGAUGGUAAUAAAAAGUAUCCGAUAUAAGUCAUCUAUGUAUAAGCGUUAUAGUUUUGUCCAACAUGGCAGUCUAUACGAUAUUAUGCUAAAAAGUAGGUUCCAUUUUCUUUUCCUUCUCUUUUCUCCCCUGAUUCACAUCUUUUCUCCUACAACAAUAGCAGACCCAUUGCUGCAGACACCAUGCUCCAUCCCACAGCCUGGACAUUGACUCUACCGGCACUGCUCUUGCCAGCAGCAUCAGACACACUCGAAGGAGUGCUCUUUGGCGUGCUCGCGGCCGUAGUCGUAGCGGGAGGUGUCUGAUCAGCGGGUUUGGAUGCUGCUGGCGUUGGGCUGUGAACCGGCUGGACGCUGCUUGAAGCAGGGGCGCUGGGCUUGGACGCAGCAGACUUUGAGGGCGCCGCUGGGGCAGCUGACGAGGAAGAAGAGGCGGGAGGGUUUGCAGGAGACUCGCUGCCUCCGCCGCAGCUGCUGGAGAGGCCCUGGAGAGCAGAGUCGGGGGUGAUGGUCAGGACUUUGGUGCCGCAGUUGGCGUAUUGGGCGAGGUGGAUGCUGUUGCCGGUGAGGUCGAAGACGGC